AUGGACGGUAAAGAAUAUUUGAAAUCAUAUGGUUGGGUCGAAGGUGAAGCAUUACAAAAAGGUGGUCUGAAAAAACCUAUAUUAGUUAAGCAUAAGAAGGAUAAAAAGGGUUUGGGUAAUUUGCAUAAUCAUGAUGACGGUGAAGCAUGGUGGGAAAGGUUAUUUGAUGGACAUUUAAAAAAUUUGGAUAGUGUAGCCAAUGGUGAUAAGAUAGAGUUUAAAAAGAAGAAAAAAGACGUGGUAGCUUCCGGUCUUUCAAAAAAACAAUCGCCUUUAUACCAAUGGUUUGUUAAAGGAGAAGGUUUAAAGGGUACAAAUGGUUUAGAAUCAACAACUCAAGAUGAAAAUAAUGAUAAAAUUACUGUGGUGAUUGUAAAUGAUAAUAACAAAAAAAGAAAAAUGGAAGGAGAUGAUAUAAUAGAACCUAAUACGAGUAAAAAGAAGAUAAAGAGGGAAAAGAAGGACAAGAAAGAAAAGAAAGAAAGGAAGGAAAAGAAGGAAAAGAAGGAAAAGAAAGAAAAGAAGGAAAAGAAGGAAAAGAAAGAAAAGAAAGACAAGAAAGACAAGAAAGAAAAAAAAGACAAGAAAGAAAAGAACGACAAGAAGGAAAAGAAAGAAAAGAAAGAAAAGAAAGAAAAGAAAGACAAGAAAGACAAGAAAGAAAAAAAAGACAAGAAAGAAAAGAACGACAAGAAGGAAAAGAAAGAAAAGAAAGAAAAGAAGCUAGGGCAGACUAAGAGGGAAAGGGAAGAGAAGGUAGAAAAAUAA
Saccharomycodes ludwigii is the source of this 768-nucleotide messenger RNA. RefSeq names its product Tma23p (gene TMA23). The transcript has a single exon. The record is from RefSeq and is a predicted model, not a curated record. NCBI's taxonomy places the organism in Eukaryota, Fungi, Ascomycota, Saccharomycetes, Saccharomycodales, Saccharomycodaceae. Bases 1 to 768 code for a protein of 255 amino acids.